UCCGCCUGGGCAGCACACGCGACCCUGCUCUGCGUACACCCGUGCGCCCUGGGCMCGAUCCCAGUCCCCACUGCGCUGUGCGCCAUGGUUCUCCCCGCGGCCCGGGCCCGCGGCUUGGUGGCAGCAGCCAAAGCGGCCCAGAGGCGCCGCCGGGUGGACAGUGGGGGAGGGUCCCCAAGUCCUGAGCCCGCGAGCAGGCGCGCUGCGGUUUACGUGCACUGGCCGUAUUGUGAGAAGCGAUGCAGUUACUGUAACUUCAAUAAAUACAUCCCUCGCGGCGUGGAGGAGGCUGCCAUGCGGAACUGUCUGGUCACUGAGGUGCGGACGCUGCUGCGGCUCAGCGGGGUGCAACGGGUAGAGUCUGUGUUCUUUGGUGGGGGAACCCCCAGUCUGGCCAGUCCCCAUACUGUGGCUGCUGUUCUGGAGGCUGUGGCACAGAUAGCUCACCUGCCUGCAGACUCGGAAGUCACGCUGGAGGCUAAUCCCAUUUCGUCCCCAGCCUCGAGGCUGGCAGAAUUUGGAGCAGCAGGAGUCAACAGGUUGUCCAUUGGCMUCCAGUCUCUAGACGACACUGAGCUGCAGUUGCUGGGGCGGACACACUCGACCAGCAGUGCUCUGCGGACGCUGGCAGAAGCCCGGCGCCUCUUCCCUGGCCGCGUGUCCGUGGACUUGAUGCUGGGGCUGCCGGCACAGCAGGUGGGGCCAUGGCUCCGGCAGCUGCAGGAACUGCUGCACCACUGUGACGACCAUCUCUCCCUCUACCAGCUGUCCCUGGAGCGGGGCACUGCACUCUUCGCCCAGGUGCAGCGGGGUGUUCUUCCUGCCCCUGACCCAGAGCUCGCCGCUGAGAUGUACCAGGAGGGUCGGGCGCUGCUCCGGGAGGCUGGCUUCCGCCAGUACGAGGUCUCCAACUUUGCCAGGAAYGGGGCGCUCAGUACCCACAAUUGGACUUACUGGCAGUGCGGUCAAUACCUUGGCAUUGGGCCCGGGGCCCAUGGGCGAUUUACGCUUCAGGGGGCUGGAGGCCAUGCCCGGGAGGCUCGGAUCCAGACACUGGAACCAGACAACUGGAUGAAGGAAGUGAUGCUGUUUGGUCAUGGCACCCGGAAGCGUAUCCCCCUGGGCAAACUGGAGCUGCUGGAGGAGGUUUUGGCCAUGGGGCUACGCACUGAYGUGGGGCUCACCCACCAGCACUGGCAGCAAUUUGAGCCCCCGUUGACCCUGUGGGACAUUUUUGGAGCAAACAAGGAAGUAAAGGAAUUACUGGAGCAGGACCUAUUGCUGCUGGACCACAGGGGUCUCCGGUGUUCCUGGCAGGGUCUGGCUGUGUUGGAUUCUCUACUGCUGACCCUCCUGCCUCGACUCCAAGAGGCUUGGCACCAGACAACCCCAUCACCUGCACCAGGAGGAUGAGAAGAUGUUCCUGUAUCCCAGGGCAAUGCCAGGUGGACUUGGGGGUCUGGACCAGCACUACAGGCAUCUCUGCUGGCAGGUGCUAUCUCUGCUCCAAGUGGUCAUUGCCUGGCCCUGGGAUCCCUAGGGUUUGGCUACAGUGAGGUGGGUGGGAGGAUAUUUGGCUGGGAACUGGCAUCCCACCCGGCUUUUCAGACUCACCAGUGUAUGUUCCUUGACUGGGAAUUGUUCAUCGCCCA
This is a messenger RNA of Urocitellus parryii (Arctic ground squirrel), 1652 nucleotides long. RefSeq names its product radical S-adenosyl methionine domain containing 1 (gene Rsad1). Gene Ontology annotation, cellular component: cytoplasm; mitochondrion. NCBI's taxonomy places the organism in Eukaryota, Metazoa, Chordata, Mammalia, Rodentia, Sciuridae. Gene Ontology annotation, biological process: porphyrin-containing compound biosynthetic process. Gene Ontology annotation, molecular function: coproporphyrinogen oxidase activity; 4 iron, 4 sulfur cluster binding. The record is from RefSeq and is a predicted model, not a curated record.